This is a messenger RNA of Kwoniella shivajii, 1515 nucleotides long. RefSeq lists its product as uncharacterized. The transcript has 8 exons. Gene Ontology annotation, molecular function: transmembrane transporter activity. Gene Ontology annotation, cellular component: plasma membrane. The record is from RefSeq and is a predicted model, not a curated record. The coding region runs from base 1 to 1515 and encodes 504 amino acids. Gene Ontology annotation, biological process: transmembrane transport. Lineage: Eukaryota; Fungi; Basidiomycota; Tremellomycetes; Tremellales; Cryptococcaceae.
AUGGAAGCGUAUUUCCAAUAUCGAUCAUUCACACCACCAGCUAAACCUAUCCAUGAACCAAUACACGAACAACAGUUAGAAGAACCAAAACGUCAAAUCAUUUAUUUAGACUUUGACGAGAAUGAUAAGAAAAACCCAAAAAACUGGUCAGGAUGGUAUAAAGCUUUCGUCAUUGGUCAAUUAACAUUCUUGACUUUAUCUUUAACAUUUGCAAGUUCAGUUUCAGCAUCUUCUGAAAAUGGUGUGAUGGAAGAAUUCGGUUGUUCAAAUGUAGCCGCUACUGCAAGUACUGGUAUAUUUCUAGUUGGAAUGGGUUUAGGUGCGAUGCCUCAAGCUCCUUUAUCGGAACUACAUGGUCGACUACCUGUAUACUUGAUAACAAUCUUAUUGGCCACCAUAUUCGAAAUCGCUUCGGCACUGGCGCCGAAUAUCGCUGGACUGUUGAUUCUACGAUUCAUCGCUGGGUUUUUCUCUUCCGCACCUCUAUCAAACGCUGGCGGGACAUUGAACGACAUUGGAGACCCAUUAUUAAGAACAGUAGCGUUCCCCUCUUUCGCAACCGCCGGGUUCGCUGGACCUAUCCUCGGGCCAAUAAUCGGCGGCUAUGUAUCGACUAAUCCAAAUUAUGGUUGGAGAUGGUGUUAUUGGAUUUGUGCAAUCUGGCAAGGAAUAGCUUUCAUAAUGUGUUCCUUUUUCAUGCCUGAAACGUUAGCUCCGGCUUUAAUCAAAUACAAGGCUAUUCAAUAUAGGAAGACUACAGGAGAAGGGAUUUGGAGAGCUCCGAUCGAAGAUGAAUCUAUACAUAAGUUAACCGUGAAAUACCUUCAAAGACCUUUUGUUUUGAUAAGCAAAGAACCUAUACUACAAUUAUUCGUAGCGUACUUGACCAUCGUUUACAUCGUUUUGUAUGGAUUCUUCUCGGCGUACCCGAUCAUCUUCCUGAAACAUGGUUUUACAGAAAGAAAUGUUGGUUUAUCGUUUAUCCCAGUCAUGGUUGGAUUUUUCGUCUUGAUGGUGGGAAAUUUAGUACAUUAUUUGAGAUAUAAGAAAUUGGUUUUUGAUGCAAAAGCUGGUAUCACGAGAAGAGGGAUUUAUGAUGGGAAAGUGGAACCUGAGGAACGGCUUGUCCCUCUUAUGGCAAGUGCUGUUUGCUUCCCCGCCAGCAUAUUCUGGUUAGCAUGGACAUCGGGGCAAGAAUUCAACGUAUGGAUACCAAUGAUGUCUGGCCUCUUAUUUGGUAUUGGACUGUUAGCGAUCUUUCAAGGGUCGAUGCAAUAUCUGAUAGACGCUUAUGGACCCUAUGCCGCUUCAGCUCUUGCUGGUUGCACUCUUGUCCGUUAUUCAAUACCAGGUCUUGUGACAUUGGCAUUCCCGAAGGCAUACGAAACAUUAGGUGAUCAAUGGGCAACAUCAUUAUUCGGAUUCCUAGGUUUGGCAUUGACUCCAGUUCCAUUCAUUUUCUAUAUAUACGGCCGGCGCGUUAGAGACAGCUGUGAAUACACUGUUAGAGAUUAA